Messenger RNA from Fomitopsis serialis, 1011 nucleotides. RefSeq names its product Alpha/Beta hydrolase protein. The transcript has 2 exons. The record is from RefSeq and is a predicted model, not a curated record. Lineage: Eukaryota; Fungi; Basidiomycota; Agaricomycetes; Polyporales; Fomitopsidaceae. Gene Ontology annotation, biological process: proteolysis. The coding region runs from base 1 to 1011 and encodes 336 amino acids. Gene Ontology annotation, molecular function: serine-type peptidase activity.
AUGCCUACCAUCACCUACUCGCAUGUCGACUCGCUCGAAAUCCAGCUGGAUUACGAUUUACCCUCUCAUGUCACCAGUGGCUCUUUGGGUGUGGUCAUUUACCUUCACGGUGGAGGCAUCAUCACAGGUUCUCGCAAGGAUGCAUUCUUCCCUGACUCUAUGAAAGAAUCAGUCUUGAAAAACGGUGCCAUAUUCAUGGGUGCCGACUAUCGUCUAUUGUAUCCCUCCACAGGCUUCGACGUCAUCGACGACAUGAAGGCCCUCUUCUCAUUCCUAUCAAACCCAAACUUCUCGGAAGACCAUUUGCCGAGCGGGAUAUCGUUGGAUGCAUCUCGCAUUGCCCUUGUAGGGGCUUCUGGAGGAGCGUAUCCUGCGAUGGCCGCGGGCCUCUACGCUCAACCGAAGCCGAAGGCUCUUCUCUUGCUGUUUGGCAUGGGCGGAGACAUGCUGGGAGAUAGCUGGGUUGCGCCCAAGAGCGGGUUCAUGCCGUUCCCUGGAUCCGAGAGCGUAACAGAAGCGUCUCUCAGUCACCUUCUGGAGCAUCCUCCACCUCCUAUCUCAGACGCACCAGUGAAGAUCCAGCCCGACCAGACCCUUCGCGACGACGAGGGUCGCAUGGGCCUGUUCAUGCACUGGUGGCGAACGGGCGAGCUUCUGGACUAUGUCGUGGGGGAACCCGUCUCCGCCACUCUGCGCUCCUUGCCGCCCGCUCAACGCCUCCCCGCUGUACCUGCCCAUUUGCGUCUGGCCAUCCUACAAGCCCACCUGGACGCCGAGUUCCCCCCGACAUGCCUCGUGCACGGGGAGCAAGACGGUCUUGUGGAUCCCGCUGAAUCGAAGACGACGUAUGGUCGUCUGAAGGAAUUGGGUGUGAAGACGAAAUUGGUGCUCGUUCCGGACGCUAUCCAUGCGCUCAUGUCGCCCACCAAUCCGGCGGCGCCAGCUGUGGCGGCCGAGGAUGCAUAUGCGGAGGGUUUGAGCUUCGUGUUCACGGAGUUGUUGAGCGAGUAG